Molecule: messenger RNA, 2558 nt
Organism: Hyaena hyaena (striped hyena)
Lineage: Eukaryota; Metazoa; Chordata; Mammalia; Carnivora; Hyaenidae
Gene: ENPP5
Product: ectonucleotide pyrophosphatase/phosphodiesterase family member 5
Exons: 4
Coding region: 202-1635 (477 amino acids)
Source: RefSeq, a predicted model, not a curated record
UGCUCGCCCUGAGGCUGCUUGCAGGUGAGCCGUUGCAAGUUCAAGGGGCUCCCCUCGCUCUGCCGCCACCUCCCAGCUCUCGGCCCGGGUCUGCGGGAGGGAGCCCCCUCCAGACCCACCAUCCAGUUGUCCUAAGCCCAUGCGGAUCGUCCGGAUCGCUGUGAGGAUUCUCUUGCACUGAACUGAUCAAAUACUUUGAAAAUGACUUCAAAACUUCUCUGGGUAUCCUUCAUACUUGCUGCAUUAAUAUUUUCAAUUACGUUUUCUCUCCAACCAGACCAGCAAAAGGUUCUACUGGUUUCAUUUGAUGGAUUCCGUUGGGAUUACUUAUAUAGAGUUCCAACACCCCAUUUUCAUUAUGUCAUGAAGUAUGGUGUUCAUGUGAAGCAAGUUACUAAUAUUUUUAUUACAAAGACCUACCCUAACCAUUAUACUUUGGUAACUGGCCUCUUUGCAGAGAAUCAUGGGAUUGUUGCAAAUGACAUGUUUGAUCCUAUUCUGAAUAAAUCUUUCUCCUUGGAUAACAUGAGCAUUUAUGAUUCUGAGUUUUGGGAAGAAGCAACGCCGAUAUGGAUCACAAAUCAGAAGGCGGGACAUUCUAGUGGUGCAGCCAUGUGGCCUGGAGCUGAUGUAAAAAUACAUAAUAGCUUUCCUACUCACUACAUGCCUUACAAUGAGUCUGUUUCAUUUGAAGAUAGAGUUGCCAAAAUUAUCGAAUGGUUUACAUCAAAAGAGCCCAUAAAUCUUGGUCUUCUUUAUUGGGAAGACCCCGAUGAUAUGGGCCACCAUUUGGGACCCGAGAGUCCGCUCAUGGGGCCUGUCAUUUCGGAUAUUGACAAGAAGCUGGGAUAUCUCAUACAAAUGCUGAAAAAGGCAAAGUUGUGGAACAUUCUGAACCUAAUUAUCACAAGCGAUCACGGAAUGACCCAGUGUUCUGAAGAAAGGGUAAUAGAACUUGAUCAGUAUCUGGAUAAAGACCACUAUACUCUGAUUGACCAAUCUCCAGUAGCGGCCAUCUUGCCAAAAGAAGGUAAAUUUGAUGAAGUCUAUGAAGCACUAGUUCAUGCGCAUCCUAAUCUUACUGUUUACAAAAAAGAAGAGAUUCCGGAGAGAUGGCAUUACAAAUACAACAGUCGGAUUCAACCAAUCAUAGCAGUGGCUGAUGAAGGGUGGUACGUUUUACAGAAUAAGUCAGACAGCUUUCUGUUGGGCAACCAUGGUUACGAUAAUGCAUUAGCAGAAAUGCAUCCAAUAUUUUUAGCCCAUGGUCCUGCCUUCAGAAAGAAUUUCACAAAGGAAGCCAUGAACUCCACAGAUCUGUACCCCCUGCUCUGUCACCUCCUCAAUAUCACCGGCAUGCCACACAACGGGUCAUUCAGGAAUGUCCAGGAUCUGCUCCGUCCCACAGCCCCAAGCGUGGCUCCUCGCACGCAGAGUCCUACACUCAUCCAUGGUAGCGUCAAGCCGGGGGAGGAUGAGCACGAGGCGUCCUACGCGUACUUCCUAGGGGUCUCUCUUGGCAGCGUUCUGGUGAUCGUAUUUUUUAUCGUUUUCCUUAAACAUUUAAUUCGCAGCCAAACACCUGCCUUACCAGACAUGCAGGCUGAAAUAGCCCAACCCUUAUUACAAGCCUAAUGCUACUUGGAAGUGGAGGUUGUACAAUGAUGUCAGUGUUUCAAGGUUUCAAAUUCUAGGAAAUGAAUUUCAGACAUUUGCACAGAUCAUUAAACAGUUAUAAACAUAUACAGGCACAGCCACACACACACACACACACACACACCUAUAAAUACACGCACCUGAAAAAGUGAGGAAGUAUAUUUCUGUUGUUCUCUCUGGUUUGGGGGUAGAUAAAAUCCUGCUUUAGUUGGACUUGCACAUAUAAUGUAUAUAUUUAGCAACUUUGCACUAUUUAAAGUACCUUAUAUAUUGCACUUUAAAAUACUCUCCUAAUGGGUACUCUUACGCAAAACGCACUUUAUUGACAAUUACGUCUUCUAGCUUGGUUGAAAAAGACAAUUUUUUUUCUGCCAGCAUCGCAGAAUACUUCCUGUUCAAACUGAAUGAAAUUUCUACUAAUUCCUGAAUACGGUAGAAAUCUGUCCCCUUAACCUGGGAGCAUAAGAAAGUCAAAACUGUUGAAAAUGGAAUGAAACGUGAUGACUUUUGUACAUUGAAUUUUGGAGAGAUGCAUUCCCAACAGGGGACACAUCUGUGGGUGUUUCCUCUCAAAAUUUCUUUUUAAAAGACCUGGGUUUUCAUUUUAUGUUUCCUAAAAUAAAUAAAUAAAUAAAAGCCUCAAAUACUGACAAGUUCGCCCUAAACAUGCUGUUUCUCUCAUGAAAUUCAUUAUUAUUUUGUGAUGAGUCGUUUUGCUCUGAUUAUAUAAUAAUGAGGACACCACGAAUAUACAUGUCAUUCGUACACAGUCCAACACUGGCCUGUUCUGAACAGAAGAGAUUGGGGACCGUGUCAGCAAUGUCUUCCCUUGUUCUGUACUUAUCUGCUUCUUUGAAAACCGAAUCACUGCUAAUCACAUUAAAAAUCAAAUUGGAUACAAC